Molecule: messenger RNA, 3824 nt
Organism: Tripterygium wilfordii
Lineage: Eukaryota; Viridiplantae; Streptophyta; Magnoliopsida; Celastrales; Celastraceae
Product: protein ALWAYS EARLY 3
Exons: 21
Coding region: 177-3707 (1176 amino acids)
Biological process (GO): regulation of transcription by RNA polymerase II; regulation of cell cycle; DNA-templated transcription
Cellular component (GO): transcription repressor complex; nucleoplasm
Molecular function (GO): DNA binding
Source: RefSeq, a predicted model, not a curated record
AAUUCAAAAAAGGUGAAAAAAAGAGAGAAAAGAUGGGAGAAGGAAAAUAACAAAACUCGCGACAUGCUCACUGAAUCGCGGCUUCCGCUCGAUCGAUUCAUGCUUUGAUUUCUCUCUCUUUCUCGGAACGGUCGAAAUCGGAGCCUCACUUUGAUCCAGUCUAAUAGAAGUCCUUCAUGGCCCCUUCAAAAAAAUCAAGAAGUGUUAAUAAGCGGUUUUCUUAUAUUAAUGAGGUUGCUUCAAAUAAAGAUGGAGAGAAUGCUAGCAAGAGUAAGCAACGGAAGAGAAAGUUGUCUGACAUGCUAGGGCCUCAAUGGAGCAAGGAGGAGCUUGUGCGUUUUUAUGAAGCAUUUCGUAAGUAUGGGAAAGAUUGGAGGAAGGUGGCUGUUACAGUACGUAACCGGUCUAUGGAAAUGGUUGAAGCCCUUUACACGAUGAAUAGGGCUUACUUAUCUCUUCCAGAGGGGACUGCUUCUGUGGUUGGACUUAUCGCAAUGAUGACUGAUCACUACAGCGUCCUGGGUGGAAGUGAUAGUGAACAAGAAAGCAAUGAGGAUACAGGAGCAUCUAGAAAACAACAGAAGAUUGGGCGAGGGAAAAAAUCUCGGAGUUAUCCUUCAAAAGGAUCAGAUAAGGCAUUGCCGGGAACCUUGCAGCCACAGUCCGCUGCGUCAAAUUAUGGCUGCCUGUCAUUGUUGAAGAAGAGGCGCUCUGGAAGUGGACCUCGAGCUGUUGGAAAAAGAACUCCCCGUGUGCCGGUUUCCAAUCCAUGUGCUCAAGACAUUGGAGAGAAGUAUUUUUCACCUAUCAGGCAAGGUAUGAAAGUUAAGGCGGAUGCAGUGGAUGAUGAUGUUGCGCACGAGAUAGCGUUAGCAUUGACGGAGGCUUCACAAAGAGGAGGUUCUCCUCAAGUUUCUCAAACACCAACAAGAAAAACAGAGAUGUCAUCCCCUGUUCAAGUUUGUGAAAGGAUGCAUGCUGAAUCAGAGAUGACAAGUGUCAAACAUCGGGGUAGUGAAAUGGAUGAGGGUGGUUGUGAAUUAAGUUUAGGUAGCACAGAAGCUGAUGAUGGAGUCUAUGCGAGAAAUAGAAGCUAUUUAGUUGGUACAGAAGGUGCUCACACAGUACGAGUUUCACAGAAGGGGAAGAAAUACCUUGGAAAGAAACCGGAAAUGGACGAAACUGUAAACGAUCAUUUGAAUGACAUAAAGGAAGCCUGCAGUGGGACAGAGGAAGGGCAAAAACAAGGCACCAGCAAACUAAAAUUUGAAACAGAGGUCUCCAAUGUAAAACCUGCCAGAUCUUCGUAUAAGAGUCCAAGGAAGAGAAGCAAAAAAGUUUUAUUUGGUGCAGAUGAAUGCUCUGCAUUUGAUGCUCUGCAGACUCUGGCGGAUUUGUCCUUGAUGCCAGAAACAACUUUUGAUGCUGAGUCAUCUGUGCGGCUCAAGGAAGAGAAAACUGGGAUUGUUGAGAAGUACAAGCAUAGAGAAAAUCAUUCAGCAGCUGCAGUGAAGACCACUGCCUUUGAAUCUCCAAAACUUAGAAAAGCCGUUGCUCAUGACACUGGCACCCCUCCAGAAGUAAAGGAAACUCAUCAGAUAAAUGCUGGAGUAGGAAAAAGGAGACGGAGGUCCUCACCACUUAAAACCCAAAAAAGUAAAGAUUAUACUGAUUCCCGUUUGAGUGAAUCGCAUGAGGUUGAGACCAUGGACAAAGUUAAGCAUAAUAUGAAUAAGAGUAAACACUCUCAUGCUGCUACUCAUUCAAGGCAAGGGAGAUUGGGGAAAUCUCUGGAGCUUAUUUCUCCGGGUGCUAAUCAUGGUAAGGAAUGGAAUGAUACACCUCCAUCAACCACAGAGUUCCCAUCUGCUAAUCAGAUCUAUUUGCCUACCAAAGUGAGGAGCCGGCGUAAGAUUGACCCACCAAAGCCACUGAUUGAGAAAGACACAAAGUCAUCCGAGAACAUUGUAAACAGCCAAUCAUUCAUAAACAUCCCUUCAUCCCAUGACAGAGCAGUCAAUCUUAAGAAGAUGCUUUCCAAUUGUCUUUCUCGCUAUAAAGUUCGGAGGUGGUGUGUCUUUGAGUGGUUCUAUAGUGCAAUUGAUUACCCGUGGUUUGCUAAAAGGGAGUUUGUGGAAUACCUGGAUCACGUUGGAUUAGGGCAUGUCCCAAGAUUAACCCGUGUUGAAUGGGGUGUCAUAAGGAGCUCCUUAGGCAAACCACGGAGGUUUUCUAAGCAGUUUUUGAAAGAAGAAAAAGAUAAGCUUAAUCAGUACCGAGAGUCUGUCAGAAAACAUUAUGCUGAACUUCGAGAAGGCAUUAGAGAUGGUCUUCCGACUGAUUUAGCUCGACCUCUAUCAGUUGGACAACGUGUCAUUGCCAUCCAUCCGAGCACAGGAGAGGUUCAUGAUGGAAGUGUAUUAACUAUUGAUCAUAGCAGGUGCCGUGUUCAGUUUGACCAACCUGAACUGGGUGUUGAAUAUGUCAUGGAUAUUAAUUGCAUGCCUUCAAAUCCUUUGGAAAAUAUGCCUGCUGGUUUGAUAAAGCUCAAUUGUACUGAGACCCUGAAUGAACUCAAAUUGACCGGGCAACCGAUCGAAAGGAAGAUGGAUGGGUACUUAAAAAUUACCUCAUAUGAAAAUCUAGAGAACUUCAAUGCUUCUUCUCAGCUCUCUCCUUCAACUUUUGACAACAGCGGAUUUAUACAUCAGGCAAGGGGUGGUUUGUUAACUUCUAAUUCACAUGACAAAGCUGGCCUUGGCGAGAUUGUUAGUAUGCAACAAGGGGCAAACUCUCAGCCUUCUACCCUCGCACAGAACCACCAAGCAAAGGAAGCUGAUAUCCAAGCUAUUUCUGAGUUAUCACGGGCACUUGAGAAAAAGGAGGCCGUGGUGUCUGAGCUUAAGCUCAUGAAUGACGAGGUUUUGGAAAAUGAAAAAGUUAAAGGCAUCUCUCUCAAGGAUUCUGAACCAUUUAAGAAGCAAUAUGCUGCAAUACUGUUACAGUUGAAUGAAGCCAAUGAAGAGGUUUCUUCUGCAUUGUUUCGAUUAAGGGAACGCAACACGUAUCAAGGAAAUCCCCCACUUAUCUGUUCAAAGCCUGUGGCCGUUGAAGGAGAGCUUGGUGGCAAUUUGACCUCUACUGAUCGUUCCUCGUGUCCCACUCAAGACUAUGGAUCUCACGUUGCUGAAAUUGUCGAAAGUUCGAGAACAAAAGCCCAGGCAAUGGUUGAUGCCGCACUUCAGACAGUGUCUUCAUUGAGAAAAGAAGGGAUUAGCAUUGAGAGGAUGGAGGAGGCUAUUGAUUUUGUAAAUAAUCGGCUUACAGUGGAUGAUCUUAGCAUGCAAGCUAUGAGAUCGUCUGCCCCUGCAGUUCCACUCAGCGUUAAUCGUGCUUCUCAGGAUCAGCUGACUGCUACCACAUCAAAUCCUGUGGCAUCCGUUCAUGCACUUGAUACUAAGUUGAACAUGUCUGAUCAAAAUGAAGCACAAAUCCCCUCGGAACUUAUUGCAAACUGUGUAGCUACUUUGCUCAUGAUUCAGAAAUGUACGGAGAGACAGUUUCCACCAGCUGACGUUGCCCUAGUACUGGAUUCUGCCGUUACAAUUCUGCGACCAUCUUGUUCGCAAAAUCUUCCAAUUUACACAGAGAUACAAAAGUGCAUGGGGAUUAUCAGGAAUCAAAUAUUGGCUCUCAUACCUACAUAGGCUCAACAGUCAUUUCUUACAUUAUGUUGUAAAAGAAUGCACCAAUGAAAUUCUGUUCACCUCAGAUUUUUGAAUAUGAUAAUUGUUGAUCUCAUAAUCUAUUCUCCUUGUGUAUUA